AUGUACAUAUUAAAUCAUCGUUACUCACGACGUUCUACAAUUUCUGCGGGCGACGAAUCAUGCUAUGCUACUGGCGAUGAACGUUUGACCGCGCGAUGGAGCAACAAGAUGGAUGGAGUAGUGGAAAGCCAGUUGCAAUUGAGAACUCGACUGAAAGUUCCCGGGCUGCAGAACGCGACCGGGUCCGGAUCGAGUUCUAUGCUACUUAUGACGUCAUGA
Arctia plantaginis is the source of this 219-nucleotide messenger RNA. The record is from the annotation of a GenBank genome assembly. NCBI's taxonomy places the organism in Eukaryota, Metazoa, Arthropoda, Insecta, Lepidoptera, Erebidae.